This is a messenger RNA of Rhizophagus irregularis DAOM 181602=DAOM 197198, 526 nucleotides long. The record is from RefSeq and is a predicted model, not a curated record. NCBI's taxonomy places the organism in Eukaryota, Fungi, Glomeromycota, Glomeromycetes, Glomerales, Glomeraceae.
CUCAGUUGCAAACAAUGAACGAAUUGAGCGCAAAUGAUAGGAGAAUGUUAUGGAAAAAGACCAAGAAAUUACAAAUAAUGUUUGGAGAAGCAUUGGAUGAAGAUAUUGUACGACAAGCUUUAACACUUCCAGUCAUUCAGUCAACUCCAGGUCAUUCUCCAAACAGUGAAAGAUUUAGCAGUGAUAGAUCGACAUAUAAUGAUCAUGAUAGAUAUAGUAGAAGUAGUAAUGGAUCAUUCAUGAACAAACAAAUUAAUCGUCGUGCAUCUGAUUCAAUGAUUUCACCAUUAAUUCCAUCAGAGUCGACUUCUAAUACUAUAACAUCAUCCAUAGUGACCCCACCAGCAAGUCCUCCCGUUUCACUCGAUGAAAAAUUGAGUAAUAAACAUACGAUCAAGGGUGUACCUUCAAUUAAUCCUGAUACUGUUCCAUUGAUUAUUGUUAACAAAGACACGAAAGAGUACCGCCGUAAGAAACUGCAAAAACUUUAUCGAUUCUUAGGCGAAAAAGUUCCUAUAAAUGCUGU